Messenger RNA from Dermatophagoides pteronyssinus (European house dust mite), 1665 nucleotides. RefSeq lists its product as uncharacterized. NCBI's taxonomy places the organism in Eukaryota, Metazoa, Arthropoda, Arachnida, Sarcoptiformes, Pyroglyphidae. The record is from RefSeq and is a predicted model, not a curated record.
UUUGAACCUUUACCAUCUGUAAAUGAAUCAUCAAUUGUCGAUAAUCGAACUGGUGAAAUUUCUUUUCAAACAUUAAUCACUAUGCCUGCUGUAAUGUGGAAUUCAUGUUUCGAUGCAUACAGUCAACCAUUUCAAUCAGCUAGAAAUGUAUUUCGACAUCUUUUUCCACGUGAUAAAACAAUCAAUUUUCUUCUCGAUAAUUGUGAUUCAAUUCUUAAUUAUUGUUUAUAUUUUUUAUUCAACAAAAUUCCUAUCGAACUUUUUUAUAAUACAUCAUUGCCAGCUGAUUCGAUUCGAAUGUUUGAAGAUCAUCAAAUUGGAACAUGUUUAUUGAGUCUUUCAACAAUGAUCAAUGAAUUGUUAUGUUUCUAUAGGAAAAAUAAUAAUAAAAACAUUGAUAAUGUUUAUCAAUGUUUGGAAAAGAUUUUCAUUCGUCUUAACGAUGAAUUUAUACGAUGUAAAGGUCUAAUGGUUAAUGAUGAUACCGAUAAUAAUGAUUAUCAUAGUCAAACAUCAACAACAAAAAAAACAUUGGAAAAUCAAUUUGAAGAAUUAGAAAUGAGUAGAAAAGAAAAGAAAAAAUUGAAUAAGAAAAAAAAUCUAACAAAUAAACAAGAAAAAAUUGAACGAAAAAUUUGUUCCAUAUGGAAUUCGACAACAUCGAAUAAUGAUUAUAUAAGAAUUGCAUCGUUUCAAGCUUUAAAUGCAUUUACUCGAUUGACUAGUUUUUUCUUUGGCAAUGAUAAUAAUUUUAAUGAAGAAAAUUUUAAAAAUAUUUCCAAACAACGAUUAUGGUUUAAAUUAUAUAAAGGAAAUUAUUUUACAACCAUUAUGAAUGGUAUGAUUGAUUCAACUAUUGAAAUUCGUGGUAUUUCAUGGUUAUUGGCUUCACAUUUAUUAUCUAAUCAUAAUGAUAAUAAUAUUUUCAAUCAAUUAUGGUCGAUUGUUAAUCGUAAUGAUUGGUUGGAAAAAACAUUAAAACCAUUUAUUGCAAAUGGAAUGAAAUCACCUGGUUCUAUUAUUGAUUUUGGUAUCGAUCGUAUUGGUUUGAAAAGUUAUUCGACAUUAUAUCCAGAAUUAUCCUAUCAAAUGGAUGCAUAUUUCAGUGGUUUAGGUUUAAUUUGUCCACAAUAUUAUGAACGUUGUUUUAUGACAAAUUUUAAUGAUAAAAUUAAUUUGAUUAUGAUUUUUAUUCGUUCAUUUAAUCAAAAUCAAACAACAAUUGAAAAUUGUCAUUCAAUAUUUGAUUUAUUUCUUACCAAUCUAUUGGAUUCAUUCAAAAAUAUUGGCCUUUUAACCGAUUUAUUAUUUUUGAUUGAAUUAUUUUUCAAUAUAAUAUAUUUAGCUUUGCAAGAACUAUCGUUGUUUCGUCCAUCCGAUGAACGACAGAUGAUGAUUACAUCUUGUAUUGACCAUUUACAUUGUUUAUUAAAACAAACGAUAAACCAGGAAAAACGUGAUUUAUAUCUUCGUAGCCAGAUUUAUUCAAAUCAUUUAUUAUUGAUUAAUCGUUUGAUGAAACAACAAAAAUUUGAUGAACAAUAUCGAUCCAUAUUGCAAACACGAUUGUCAAACAUUUAUGAAGAUUUAUUAACAACAAAUUUUCAUCAUGAUCAUAAUAUAGCUAUUUUACGUUUUAUGACCGAAUCAUUUUAUUAUUAUAAU